This is a messenger RNA of Cercospora beticola, 4350 nucleotides long. It is a transcript of the gene TFC4, whose product is annotated as transcription factor TFIIIC subunit TFC4. Gene Ontology annotation, molecular function: zinc ion binding; DNA-binding transcription factor activity, RNA polymerase II-specific; protein binding. Gene Ontology annotation, biological process: transcription by RNA polymerase III; regulation of DNA-templated transcription. The record is from RefSeq and is a predicted model, not a curated record. Gene Ontology annotation, cellular component: transcription factor TFIIIC complex. NCBI's taxonomy places the organism in Eukaryota, Fungi, Ascomycota, Dothideomycetes, Mycosphaerellales, Mycosphaerellaceae.
UACGUCGAGUUAUCACUGUGGUGCGCGCAACGACUCUCCGGCCAUUUGGUCGACUUCCAGAUCCAUGUCACUUCACAUCAUCACAGCUUCCGCACUUAGCUGUAGUGGCGGAUGUCCUUCAGCCGGGACACGGCACACUCCCGACUAAGGAACGAAUCCUGUACACGUUGGAGCAGCUCGAAUAUCUGCCAAAAUGGAAGAUACUAUCAUGACCGACGCGGCUGCGGCUGCCACAUUUGGUACUCACGAUUUGCAAAGUCUCGAGUCUCAAGCUGCAGAAAUUCCCAAUCAGAAUGGCGCCGGUGCCAGUAACCCCGCCAAGCGCACCCAGGAAGCACCGGCAUGCAAGACGUGCAAGAUUCGAAAGGUCAAGUGUAUUCCAGACGAAAAUGAUCCAGAUCGAUGCAAGUCGUGCGUGCGCGCUGGCGUCACAUGCGUCCCACAGCAAUGGAAAGAACGACGACAACUUGGCAAUUACGAACCGCCGCAGACUAUCUCGCAGUACCCAGAUCCGAGUCAUCUGGGCGUCCAUGCCUAUGGCGCAGGCGGGGCAGGACCAUAUGGACCUGGCAAUGGACCAAGUCCUUAUCCCCCAAUCGGUGUCAGUGGUCGUCAGCUUGGCGCUCCUCAGCUCACUGCGUGGCAUGCGAUGCCCGCUGAUGAUCGGAUACAACAAGCCGCGCAAGACUUUUACGCGCAGAAUGGAGCGCCUGGUGUGCUCACAGCCAAGGAGGAGCGUGCUCGGAUGGCAGAGAGGUACGCUCAAAUCGAUGGCGGAGCAGGUCGGGCAAUGGCUCGCAGAGCGGCCGCACUUGCGAUGGAAAGUACGAAUGAGCAAAUUUAUGAGGCUGUUGGAUUUCGACCAGAGGAACACUCCUGGGCUGUGGACAUACCCGGAAUUGAUGACGGCGAGACAGAGGCAGAGGCGGAAGAAGAAAUCAUCUUCGAGGACACGCCUGCUCGUGGCGGAUCUUCUCGAGGCCGAGGUCGUGGCCGUGGUGGCAAGCCUAAGAAGGGAUGGCGAGCUGUCCUGAGGGGCACUGAUCAUGAGAAUGUCGGCAAGAUUCCAAAGAACACCGUCAGCAAACGUGGCAGGCCGAGUGAUCGUGCCAAGAAUCGUGGUCGGAAGCGUAAGAAGGAAGUCGACCCAGGUCCAGUCUUCAAGGAACACAUGGCGAAAGCCAACAAUGCUUAUAUGGAGGGUGACCUCGAUACCGCUAUCGAUCUUGUCCGCUUAGCCAUUGGUGCCAAUCCGGAGAUCUGGAGUGCUCACUCUCUGCUGUCUCAGAUUUUGGAUUCACAGGGUCGACAUGACGAUGCAAUUGAAGCGCUGCGCUUUGGUAUCCCUACCACUCGCGAGGCCAAGAACUGGGAGCAUCUUGCAGAUCUGAUCACCGACAAGCCGGAUGAGGAACUCGACUUUGACACAAUCAAUCAAGCUAUCUUUUACCUUGGUCACGCCAUCAGCAUCACAAAGCCCGAGACUGACCAAUACGACUUGAGGGUGAAGAAAUUUCACCUCUAUAACAUCCUUCAGAAACGCGGUCAGAACAACAAGAAUGCUCGGCUUGAUGCGAAGAACAUCCUGAGGAUCUUUCCUUACAAGACAGCGUUUUUGAAAGAGUUCGCAGUGCUCUGUGCAGCAUGGCCCGACAAAGCUGAACAAGAGCAAGCCAUACAUCGCUAUGACAUCGCAUUCACUUACUACAUGGAAAAUUUUCAGACUUUCGGCGAUGAGGACGACCCCACAGAAGAUUGGGAGCAUCUCAAUAUCUACCUGGAAUUGGUCGAGUUGGCCGGUAAUCCCUGGAUUGGGAUCCAGCAGGCAAAGCGAAUAGCACGCUGGCUGCUCGGUCGGAAAGGCGACGUCUUCUGGGACAGAGUGAGCGAUAAUGACUGCGAAUGGGACCUUGACGAUGAAAGACGACACGCUGUACCUGAAUGGCAAUGGGGUAAUGUCAGUCGUGACCCCGCUCAGUAUGGGGAGGGCAUGCCCAUCGAGAUCAAGGUGCGCAUUGGCAAAUUGCGUCUGAAGAUGGGCCCUGAAUUCCGCGAAGAGGCGCUCCGACACUUCCGCGAGCUUCUGCUGAACGUCGAUGUGGUCGACGAAUACCGUGAUACUUUCGAGGACGUGGCCCAAACCAUGCGCAAAGAUGGCUCGUACCAAGAGGCUCUCAAAUUCUUCGCGCCCCUGCGUGAGUGUGAGGAGGCGGACCAUCCGGAACGAGGACUGUCGGACGAUGUAUGGUACUGGAUGGCUCUGUGCUAUGAGUACACCGAUAAGGUCCAAGACGCCAUUGCAUGCCACGAAGUCAUCGUGCGGAACCGAAGCGAUAAGCACGGCCAUCUACGCGCCUCACAAGCCAAGUUGACGAAAAUGUACGAAGACGCCGGAGAGCUGGACAAGGCAAGAUUCCUCUGCAACGAGCUCAUCAAAAUCAGUAGACAUGAUCUUCUGAUGGAGCAAGGAGUGCAAAUGGUGCCCGAAGACGUCAAGUCGCGCCCCGUGAUAUUACCUGAGCCGUACAGACAGAUUCGCAGACAUCCCAACCCGCCCAUCAAGCCUCGGAUAGAGCCUAACAUGAACUUUAGAGAACUUCGUCCGGCGGCUCCACUUCCGAUAACGCUGAGGAAUGGCGAUAGCAUUGCACCAACACCUUAUCCAGUCCUUGAUGGCCCUGUGCUGGGCAGCUCCCUCCUUGGCGGUCCUGUCAGUCAACGCAUCGAGUUGCCCCCAGCAGCCCCAGAGCCAUUUGUGCCACCAAAGUCGACCAAGAGAGGGCGUGGAAAGUUAGUUGGCAUGAAAAAGGGCAAGAAGGAUAUCCUGGAGACUAUCUGCGGCAUCGAAGGCGAGGACGAGCGCAAUGACGAUGAUGAUGACGAGAACUCUGCAAAAGCUCCAAAGAGGCCCAGACUGAGGAAGAAGAUCAAGGCGCCGUCCAAAGCAGCGCUCAAAGCCCAGGAUCGCGCCCAGCUCAUUCACGACAUCCAACAGCGCGUCUUGGCAAACCAUCUCGAGGUGAAAGCGCAUUGGACCGGCAUGAAGCAGGGCGACGAGGAUGCUACCGAUGCUUGGGUUCACGGCGCUCUAGGAAUGCUCGAUGACUUCACGGAUAUGAAGGUCUUCUUUCCAGACCGUGACAAGUACAUGCGACUGAAGGAAGCAGAUCGAGACCAAGGCAAGUACCAGCGUGAUGCUAAACUUCCGGACGACACCAAGACGCCAGAAAAGUUCCUCAAUAUUCCCUUCUCGGACUGGCACCACGUCUUUUCAGAUCUUGCCUUGGUCUAUGCGCGCAACGCAGAGCAAGACAAGUGUUACCGCAUCCUUCAGGACGUACUCGCCGGCGCCAAUGUCUUCUAUCACAACAUUCGACUCAAGAUGACAACCUAUGCAGUGUCGCUCUGCUGUGGACUCACCUUCAACGACAACCAGUUCAUCAUCGACCUCGCGCGGGACCUUGUUAAGGACACUGGGGACCGUGGUGGGGAAGCAUUUCAAAUUUUUGCAGCCGUGAACCGUUUCGCUUUCGGCUCGAAUUGGUUCUCAGCUGGCCCAACACAGAAAUGGAUGCUCAGAAUGGUGAAGUCGCAUGACUUCCUCGCCAUGCCGCCAGAACUGCGAGAACGCUUCGACUGGUCGCAGCAAAAGCCAAGUCUCGAAAAGAAAGCUGACGAGCUGGCGGGAGAGCUGCAAGAUCUCGAUGCUGGCGUCCUGUUGCUCUAUGGCCACAUGGUUGCCGUUGCAAAUCACAGCUUUUCAGCUCUUCCGUACUACUAUCGCGCGCUGGCUCUGGAUCCUGACAAUAUUUGCGUCAAUUUGAGUAUCGCAACAAUGUGGAUCCAGAACAGCAUGAAGCGGCAGACCGAGAACCGUCAGUUCGGAAUCCAUCAAGGCUUGGCGUUCCUCUAUCGAUACUAUGACCUUCGCAUCGCUAGCGGUAGAGCCUGUCAUCUUCAAGAAGCCGAGUUCAAUGUUGCCAGAAUGUGGCAUUACUUGGGCCUCAGUCACUUGGCGCUGCCAGCGUACGAGAAAGUUCUAGCGUUAAGCGAGGCAGUGCAGGCUGAAGCGCAGAGCGAGGAGGCAAAGAUGCUUGAUGGCAUCCCGGGUGAGCGGGAGGUCGAAGUGGAGGAUUUUGCGAUGGAGGCUGCAUUCGCGUUGCAGGGCAUGUACGCGCUGGCAGGUAAUGAUGUGGCCGCGCGAGCUGUGACGGAGCAGUGGUUGGUGAUGUGAGCGUCGCACAUGGCAAGGAGACGCGUCGUACACAAUUGUACUCGCGUAUGUUUUUGAGAUACCCAUUUAGCGUAUAUAAUUCUAGAGAGCCACUGCGGAAAGAAAUUGCGAGGGAC